UGACUGGCCACGGUGCCUGUUCUUAAUAGCAGCCCAGUCGAGGGCAGUGCGACCGCUCAUACUUAUCCUGUCUCUGCUCUGUGGUCUCUGGCACGCGUGCGUUAUCUGAUCUGGCCCAUCCAACCUUCCAGGCUUGUCUUAAGCUCGAGCUCGAGCUCGAGCUCGUGCUCCACCUCCCCGCCUGCUCGCUGCGAUUGGCGUCUCAUCGUUCCCCGGAUCCCACCUAUACGCAUCGUGCGCCGUCCCCGCCAUGUCCUUCAUCUCCUCAAGCUCGAGCUCGGGCAGACGAGACCACCGCAGGACACGCUCGGCCACCGUCUUCCCAUCCCAGCCCUCCUCGUCCUCCUCGCGCGCCCAUUAUCACACCCGGCCCCGCCUCUCAGAGUCGGACGUGCCGUGGCGCGUGCCCCCGCCCCGCCCGAUACCCGAGCUUGACCAGUAUAGCCCCACCCGACUGCCCGCUGCCCUCCCCGGUGUUCAUCCCGCUCCUGCGCGACCCAAUACCGCUUCCGCUGCCGGCGACAACGGUACAGAUCCUCUAUGGGACGUUCCUCUAUUCGAAAACCGGCAGCAGGCCGAGACACCGCAACAACACGGUCGGCGCCGAGAGCCGGGCGGGCGUGAGCCUUCGCCGGGCGUCGUAGGACAGAUCAUGGUCUCAUUGGGGUACGCAGGUGCGGACUCGCAAGCGCGGAGAGCGCUCGUGUCGCUCGUGUGCGCAGAGCUGUGGUGGCUCGUACAGUUUGUCGCUGUGAUCGCCUUAUUGGCGGUCUCUGCACGAAGCAGGAGUCCUACGAAGCCCGGGCUGACGGAAUGGUCUGCGUGCGAUAGGCCGCUGGGAGCGUGGAACGCGCUAUGGCUCGCCAAGGUCGUGAUGAGUGCCUCGCUGUCGUACUGGGGCUGGCGACGGACGCAGGCCCAUAGAAUGCGUACCCAGCGGGGUCCGGCACGGCGAGACAGCAGCGACAGCGAACUCGCGACCCAACGCGUCCUCAACGGACGGCCGCACUACGGUGCGAACGCGGGACAGGGGACGGGCCCGCGCCGCGCGCAGACGGGGCUGUCGUACGAGGGCACGAGCGGUGCGAACGGGGCGAGCACCCCAGAGCCCCCCAAGUCCCCCGCACACUCCCGCCUGACGCUGCUGACGUCGUUCCUGACGCUCGCGUGGUUCCUGACCGCGCACGUCCUCGAGUACACCUCCGUGAACAGCUGCCGCCUCUCGUCGCCGCACCUCUGGUGGCUCACGUUCGCCCUCCUGUGCACGCUGUACCUGAUGGUGCUCGAGAUCUUCCUCCUCGGCCUGCUCGUCUUCGUCCUCGGGCCCGUCCUCUACAUCAUGUACAACAUCCUCCUCCUGUGCCUCGGCCGGCACCCGCUGCAGAACCCGCACUACAUCAAGCCGGACAUCACGAAGCUCCCCAAGGCGGUCGUCGACCAGAUCCCGCUCGUGCUCUACAUCCCGCCUCCCCCCGGAGAGCCCGCCGACUCCACGCCGUCCGUUCCCGUGUCGGUCACGGUCCCCGCGCCCGCGCACGGCUACCCCCCGAAGAGCCCCACGCCGUCCGCUGGCAGCGGGGCGGCAGCAGCGCCGAGGCGGCGCUUCAUGUUCCUCCGGCGCAAGGACGCGAAGGGUAAGAGGAAGCCUUCGCGCGCCGGCCCCGCGAGCGCCAAGUCCAGCCCGGAGAAAGAGAAGGCGGAGAAGGACGUCGAGGGCGCCGCGGAGGACGAGGACGACGAGGACGUGCCGUGGGACGAGACGUGGGAGAAGGGCGAGUACCCGUUCGUGCGCCUCGAGGGGAACCGCGCGGUGUGCGCGAUCUGCCUGAUGGACUUCGAGGAGCCGAGAAGGGUGCGCGGGGCGAAGGGCUUGCGGUCGGACGCUGGGACGCGCGCUGCUGAUGCGAACGCGAACGCGAACGCGGAGUCCGGGUCAUCUGAGCCGCAUAGGCGCGGGCCUGGGGCCGGGGCGAGCGCGGGCCAGGAGGGAAAGAGCGAGGGUAAGGACGAAGAGGGCGGGGGAGAGGCGACGCAGGAGAUACAGGUGGAGGCGGUCACGGAGGAGGAGCGGGACGCGCUGAAGUUGGGCGACGGGGCUGGCGGGGAAGGCGAGGAGGGCGACGGCGAGGGGCCGCAGCCGCUGAGGCUGCUGUCGUGCGGGCAUGUCUUCCACAAAACGUGCUUGGACCCCUGGCUGACGGACGUCUCCGGGCGGUGCCCGAUCUGCCAGCGGCCGGUAGAAGUGCCCCAGCCGACGAAGAAGGGGAAGGGAAGGCGGAGGGGUUGAGGCGCCGCCGCCGGUGUACGAUAGAUUCAGUCCUUUCUCCCCGCGUUAUGCUUGCUGUCCCCCCGCUCCGUACCCAGGAUCGUGAUUCUUCAUCGCUGUGACAUCGUUGUAUCUGCACCCCUCACCGUCUGCUACUGUAUGAUGUAUCAUCUUCCUAGCCUGCCGUCGAUCCGUACACAUGAUUUCCAUAACGUCUUCGCGCUAAAGCCUUGUAAAGUAUUGCGUCACGUGGAUGCAAUGUAUCAUAUAGAGCGUCAGCC
This is a messenger RNA of Dichomitus squalens LYAD-421 SS1, 2547 nucleotides long. RefSeq lists its product as uncharacterized. The coding region runs from base 251 to 2287 and encodes 678 amino acids. The record is from RefSeq and is a predicted model, not a curated record. NCBI's taxonomy places the organism in Eukaryota, Fungi, Basidiomycota, Agaricomycetes, Polyporales, Polyporaceae. The transcript has 6 exons.